GCCUGUGCUGAGGAAUUAUCUGCUGUCAGGACCCGUUGGGACGCUGCUGUGCCAACAGGGACUGGAGCGGGACGGUGGAGCUGAGCCAUGCUGUCCGCCGCCAUUCAGAUUCUGGCGUUUGCCCUGGCGCUCCUGGGCGUCCUUGGCGCCACCGUAGCCACUCUGCUACCCAACUGGAAGGUGAGCAUCAACGCCUGGUCCAGCAUCAUGACCCCCAUCUCGCAGAUGCAGGGUCUGUGGAUGGACUGCGUCUGGUACAGCUCCGGCGUCUUCAGCUGCACCAUGAAGAACUCGGUGCUGUCGCUGCCGGCGUACCUGCAGACCACACGGGCUGCAAUGGUUCUGUCCUGCAUGGUGGCGUUGUUUGGACUCUGCCUCGCCUCCCUGGGGCUCAAAUGUACCCGCUGGGGGGGCGACCACCGGGCAAAGGGGCAUACAGCCAUCGCUGCAGGGGGCUGCUUCAUCCUGGCCAGUUUCCUCUGCCUCGUCCCUGCGUCCUGGUUCACCAACGAAGUCAUCACAGUCUUCCUGACCACGGACCUGCCGGACAGCAGCAAAUAUCAGCCUGGAGGAGCUCUGUGUGUGACGUUCAUCUCCGCUGGUUUCCUCCUCGCUGGGGGGGUCAUUUUUUGUUUGUCAUGUCCUGGAAAAAGAACGAGACGACCGGACUACACUUCCUCCGAUGGCGGUGACAGACCUGUGCUGUACUAUGACGAGCAGCGGAGGCGGGAUCAACCAAAAAAAAGACAUAACAAAAGUGUCCAGCUGCAGAUGGACGAGGCGAAGCAAGAGAAACCUGAGCAGGAGCAGAGGCUCCACUCGUCUCCUCCGGAGGACGUCAGGGACAGCUACAGUCUCCAAGAGUAUGUUUAGUCCUCAACCCUCAGAUUCUGUGGCUGGAGGGAAGACGCAGGGCAGCUGGGGGACAAGUGUUUGACUGAUUCAGUCCAAUGUCUCAAAAAUGAGACGACAACAAAAGAACACGGUGGAAAAAUAAAUAG
Messenger RNA from Paralichthys olivaceus (Japanese flounder), 1001 nucleotides. Its product is annotated as claudin-20-like. Gene Ontology annotation, cellular component: bicellular tight junction; plasma membrane. The record is from RefSeq and is a predicted model, not a curated record. Gene Ontology annotation, molecular function: structural molecule activity. Lineage: Eukaryota; Metazoa; Chordata; Actinopteri; Pleuronectiformes; Paralichthyidae. Gene Ontology annotation, biological process: bicellular tight junction assembly; cell adhesion.